CAGGUAUAAUAUGGACAUAUGGAAAAAGCAAAGAAAUUGAAGAUUCCUUGAUAAAAAAUGACUCACUUUUUGACCGCCAAGGGGGAGGGCACCCCCCUGCGCACGGGCCUGGGUUCUCCAUUUCGAAUCGAAAGGUAAACCCAGGCCUUUUUUUUUCGCGUGUCACGUAGAUCCAGUCCUCUUCGCGUUUCAUGUAAACCCGGUAUCGCGUUUCGUGCAGACCUAGUCCUAUCGCGUUUUUGGAAGAUUCAGUCCCCUCGAGUGUAUGCGGAUCCAGUCUCCCCGCGUUUCAUGGGACUGCAAGAUACGCGAGGGGACUGGGUCCACAUGCCAUAAAGUGCCAACAGGUAGCUCGUAUUAACAACAUAACAAACGUGAAAUUGCAAUUUUUUAUUUAGAAUUUAUUUAAAAGAAUCAAUAUAACAGUCCCAUGGACGAUUUGCUUAAAUUUGAAUCUAUAAAAAUACUGCAAGCGUUGCGAUCAAGUUAUUUGUUUUAGUUUCUUGUGGAGUUGUGUGAGACAAGUAACUCUAAUAAUGUUCAAUAAUUAAAAAGCUUAACAAUUCAUUGAAAACAAACCAUUUGCCGUGUCUUACAUUGCCAGUCUUCAAGAGUUGCUCUAAGUGACAUGUCAAAUGGAAGGAGAAACAGUCACUCAAGAAAUCGAGUCAAAAAAUGACGAAAGAACAACGGAUGACUGCGCUCUGUUAUUGGAAAACGAAUCACGGCAGAAUACCAAGACUCGGCUCCUUGACUUUCUCAUCGGAUUUGUAUUCAUAACACCAGUGUUUGUGCUCUUCUGGAGCUCAACAUGGCUACUCCAAGACCUCUUUACGCCUUCCAUUUUUCCACGAUCACCUAGACUCGAGCUGGUAGUCUCUGUGGGUACGAGUUCAUUUGUAAUCCUCGCACUUAUGAUCACACAGAACAGAAUUCAGGAAUAUCUGGAACAGCGCGGUAGACUUUUCCGAGUGUUUAUAUGGGGUUUCUUGGUUUAUAUUAUUGGUGUUUCUGCAGUGGUUUUCUGGAGGGGUGUAUGGAAAGCUAUUGAUUGUGUAACCGGUAAGAGUAUCUUCAGUGCUUUGAUAAGCCAUACACUUGGUUUUGUUAUACUAUCCGUGUGUAACGCCGCAUGUAAUAUUACUGCGACCCCGGUGUACAUCCUCAAAGACAAUUUCGAACCUGUCGUGAAAGUGGAGCUACGUGUCGGCGAAGUCAACCAUUGGGUACCUACGAAGGAUAUAACUGCGCGGGCUUAUCUCAUAAUCAACUCUAUUUUUACGGUCAUUGUCGUUGGAAUUUGCGUAGUCUCGUUCUGGCGGGGGACAUGGAUUCUAGUGGAAACCUCCGGUGCUAAUUUAAUCUCUCCCUCGCUACAAACUCAGCGUGUUUGUGUCUUUUUUGUCGGCUCCGUGAUCCAUGCCCUGUGUUUUUGGUCUAGUAGACCUCUUGGUGAUUUCAUAGCACAAUCCACGUGGUCACGAAAUGUGAAGACGGUGCUAGAGCUGGCGUAUAUCUACGUGCAAGGGAUAGGUGUGGUAUCCCUGUGGAUGGGAUGGUGGUAUGUGGGGGAUCUCCUCAUGACACAAGUUUGUAGUCCGCCCCUGAUGGCCUCAUUGUGCCAUGUGAUCUCCGUGAUUCUCUUGUUCAGCGGAAAGUUCGCAAUUAAUCUGCUGUCAACGCCUGCUUUUUGCCGAAUGCACACUGCGCAUGCGCUGGAGGGAUUUAACCUCGGUAGUUACUUUGGGAUCCCUGUGCCACCUGUUAUACCAAAGAGAGCUGACGAUGAUCUCACGGAGACCUCUAAUUUGAAAUAAUUCAAGGGAAUUUACCCGUGGAGGAUAAGAUGGACUUUACCAAAAAUUCAAAUUUUCAGAUUCACCCACGUGAAGACUAAUCCUUGAUGGCUGUUGAUCCCUGUGGUUGGUAAUGAAACAUAGGGGCUGAGGAUAGCCAACUUGGCUUCCUGUGACGUCACGCCAUCAACCACAGGAAGCCAGAAAAACGCGAGGGACUAGGCCGACCUGGCCUCCUCCUCAGGCAUCUUGACUGUUUUUUACUUUCAGUAUUUUUAUGAGUUGGGGUUCCUGUGGCGAGUUGAAACCGGAACCGGAAGCCGGAAGAGUGGAGGGGGAGAAAUCUUUCUUUUCACUAACCCAGGCUCCCACUCUUUCUGAAAUACGCAACUGAAAGACCAAAAUCGAAAAAAAAGCCUUUUUCCAUACUCGAAAGGACCUGCGGUAGUGGCUAAGGCCGACCAACACGUGUUUUGCUUACUUUGACUUUGUCACUAAAUCGGGAAUAAAGUCACACCAUACCAACAAAUAUAUCUGGAAGCCAAGGCAAGAACAAUGCACUUUCAAGUCGCCUUUCUUUCACUGAACGAUCUACCGUUUCUCUCUACGUGUUAACAUUCCAUCUUUUUCCUAUUAGUAGAACAUUUAACUAUUAGUCAAAAGUUAUUACGUUUCGUGUUAAACAUUUAUAACAUUUUGCUUUGAAAGUUAUUACGUUUUGCGUUAACAUCCCAUUUUGCGUUAAUUAUUACAUUUUGCGGCAUAACAGCAUUGCCUCUUUGUGAACAGAGACAUCAAUUACAGCAAGGAAAACGACGUUGUGCUAUAUGGCUAUUCUCUUUUUUAAGGUUAAAUUGAACAGCCUAAAUAUCUGCAAUAAAAAAAAUGCAACGAUUAAAGAGGGGGGCAAGGGGGGUGGGUAUUUUUUUCGAGGUCCGACCCGCUCUUUUACCGCAAACCUAAACCGCACUACCGUAGUGAGAGGGUUUCUCGAGAUGCAGUAUUCAGCCUUUUUAGCGACCGAGUAACGAAAACUCGAAUUAAACACAAGCGGGAUAAAA
Nematostella vectensis (starlet sea anemone) is the source of this 2857-nucleotide messenger RNA. RefSeq lists its product as uncharacterized. The coding region runs from base 636 to 1817 and encodes 393 amino acids. NCBI's taxonomy places the organism in Eukaryota, Metazoa, Cnidaria, Anthozoa, Actiniaria, Edwardsiidae. The record is from RefSeq and is a predicted model, not a curated record. The transcript is spliced from 2 exons.